Messenger RNA from Uncinocarpus reesii 1704, 1197 nucleotides. RefSeq lists its product as uncharacterized. Lineage: Eukaryota; Fungi; Ascomycota; Eurotiomycetes; Onygenales; Onygenaceae. The transcript has 3 exons. The coding region runs from base 1 to 1197 and encodes 398 amino acids. The record is from RefSeq and is a predicted model, not a curated record.
AUGCCGUUCUUCAGUCACUAUGGAGACAUUGAGGACAUCUCGGAUAAGCUGGCGAUUCCCGCUCUGGUUUUCACAAUCGUGACCCCGUUAUUUAUCAUUGCAAGAUUCUGGAGCCGGAAGGUCUUUGCCAAACGGUUUGGCGCUGAUGAUUGGGUUAUCUUGGCCUCUGCGGUAACAACUGCCUUUGAAGUUUCUUUUUUCUCUUUUCCCCGACUCUUGAGCCGUCUUUCCCUCGAGAUAACGAAACCGUGCACCGAAUCAUGUCUCACUAACUCUCUCUCUCUCUCUCUCUCUCAGCUUUACUUUUAUGCUCAAAUUUUCUACAAGAUUAAUAUCGGGUUGACCAAAAUCAGCAUCUUGCUCCUCUACAUCAAAGUCUUUAUCCAGCCGUGGUUCAGGAAAACAUGUUGGGCAUGCGUCAGCGUUAUUAUCGCAUUUACCGUGGGCACCGUCUUCUCGAGCAUCUUCCAGUGCACCCCAGUACAGUAUGCGUUCAACAAAAAGAUCCCCGGCGGCGGACAUUGUCUCAACCUUACAGCGUUCUGGUACGCCAACGCCGUCUUCAAUAUUCUGAGCGAUGUGGUCAUCAUUGCCCUCCCGAUUCCGGUGGUCAGCAAACUGCACUCGCCGAUAAAAACCAAAAUUGCAGUCGCUAGUGUGUUUACUAUUGGUAUCUUUGUCUGUAUAACAUCUGUGCUCCGAUUCACCACCCUCAACGUGGCAACGUCUCAUCUUGACACGCCGUGGACCAACAUAGGCUCUUCUAUGUGGACCGUCAUCGAGAUUAAUCUUGGCAUCAUCUGCGCCUGCAUGCCUACCCUCUGGCGCCCCCUCUCGCGCAUCUUCCCCUGGGUGUCUUCGCACCUAACAAACACCAAGUACGGGUCAGGCCAGAGCCUGGGAAGCCAAAAACCAAUCCCAGGAGGGCGGAGAGCUGCCCCUACAGGCGGAAGGGAAGUCGCUGGCUACUGGACGAAGAUUGGGUCAAGUGAUGAGCAACUGGCGCGGGAUUAUGGCAUGUAUACGAGUGCCGAGGGCGAGAGGAGGGCCACUUGGGACGAAAACAUGCCGACAGAAGAAGAGGAAUUCUCGAAUACGAUCAGAAAAACUACCCAGGUCUCCGUGCGGUAUUGCGAAGGCCAAAAUGACCCUGAGCGGGGAGAGCGGGAUAUUGAGCUGAAGCGAGUAGGGCGCUAG